Molecule: messenger RNA, 786 nt
Organism: Enterobius vermicularis (human pinworm)
Lineage: Eukaryota; Metazoa; Nematoda; Chromadorea; Rhabditida; Oxyuridae
Source: the annotation of a GenBank genome assembly
AUGAAUCUUGCGGAUCUUUCGUUGGAUGAUAUAAUUGCUAGACAGAAAAAGGUUCAGAAAAAAAAGGGCGGGAAUCUUGAACUAGCCAGUAGUAAAUUAGUGAAACAACGUGGACGAGGUUUUACCAGAAAGUAUGAGUCUAGUGACACAUUAUUCACUAAGUCAAAGAGUGUUCCUGAAGGCAAAUGGGGACAUGAUGGUUUUGAAGAGUUAUACGGUGGUGGGACAAUACGCCAAGAAAAAGCUCCAGCUAUAAGGGCUGGAGGAAAACUUUUUGGAAGAUCAAUGCUGAACCGUAAAGUGAAGUUGCACAUUACCAACCUCGCGCCUACCGUCAACACUGCUGAUUUAAAUGAGUUACUAGAGAGCUUCUCCGUUGAGUCUGCUACAGUUAAUUAUGAUGAGUUGGGCCAGUCGGUUGGCACUGCUGAUGUUGUCACUGAUGCCGCUUCUGCUGAGGAGAUUAAAAGCAAUUUUGCCGGUGUUGCUUUAGAUGGCCAAACUAUGCGGAUGUUUAUAAUAGAUGAGUCUGCUGAGGAUGCCCCAGUAAAAAGCAUAAGAGAUCGUCUUUCUUUGGUGAAGCGUCCUGUUCGCGUAAGUAGGGGGAUCGUGAAGCGUAAAGAUAUACGCACAUUUCGAUCUGGGAGGCUUGGUGGUUCAAAUCGUAUGCGAUUGAAGGGACGAAGGAGAGAUGACAAGCGGAAGAAAAUGACCGAUGCCGAGUUAGACAAAGAACUUGAAGAGUAUAUGAAGAAAGGUUCAGGAACACAGCCAAUGGAUUCGUAG